AUGGGGUUGGGGACCUGGAGCCUGACCAGAGCUGCUCUGAUCCUCCUUCUGCUCCCAGGAAGCCUAACAGAAUGCGGGCGCAUCCGCCUCUCAGACCCCAUCAUCCGCCUGGGGGAUUCCGUCACGGCCUCUUGCAUCAUCGGCCGGAACUGUAGCCACCUGGACCUGGAGUCAGAGAUUCUGUGGAAACUGGAAUCAGAGCUUCACCCUGGGGGGAGACAGAAGCGCCUACCUGAUGGGAGCCAGGAAUCCACCAUUACCGUGCCCCACCUCAACUACACUCAGGCGCAUCUCUCCUGCUGCCUAUACUGGGGCAACAGCUUGCAGAUCCUGGACCAAGUUGAGCUGCAGGCAGGCUAUCCUCCCCCAGUGCCAUACAACCUGUCCUGUUUCAUGAACCUCACAACCAACAGCCUCAUCUGCCAGUGGGAGCCAGGACCAGACCCCUACCUGCCCACUAACUUCACCCUAAAGAGCUUCAAGAACCGGGGCAAAUGCCAGACCCAAGAAGAGCCCAUUCUGGACUGUGUACCUGAGGCUGGGAAGAGUCACUGCUCCAUCCCACGCAAACACCUGCAGUUAUACCAGAGUAUGGGCAUCUGGGUACAGGCAGAGAAUGCUCUGGGGACCACACUGUCCCAGAAGCUAUGCUUUGAUCCCAUGGACCUCGUGAAACUGGAGCCCCCUACACUGGAGGCCCUGAACCCCAGCCCUGUGGAGGCCCCAGCCCAGCCAGGCUGCCUGUGGUUGCACUGGGAGCCAUGGAAACCAGGCCUGUUCAUCACACAAAAGUGUGAGCUGCGCUACCAGCCACAGCUUGGAGAAGCCAGCUGGGCCCUGGUGGCCUCCGUGCCCUCCAAGACCCACCACCACGAGCUCUGUGGCCUCCUCCCAGCCACAGCCUACACCCUGCAGAUGCGUUGCAUCCGCUCACCCCUGCCAGGCUACUGGAGUGAUUGGAGCCCCAGCCUGGUGCUGAAUACCACCGAACGGGCCCCCAUCGUCAGACUGGACACGAGGUGGCAACAGAAGCAGCUGGACCUCAGGACUGUGGAUGUGCAGCUGUUCUGGAAGCCAAUGCCCCUGGAGGAAGACAGCGGGCGGAUCCAAGGGUACCUGGUCUCCUGGAGACCCUCGGGCCAGGUUGGGGAAAUCCUAUUCCUCUGCAACACCACAGAGUUAAGCUGCACCUUUCAGCUGCCUUCAGAAGCCCGGGAGGUGGCCCUUGUAGCCUACAACACUGGCGGGACCUCUCACCCCACACCGGUGGUCUUCAUGGAGAGCUCAGGGCCACCACUGACCAGACUCCAUGCUGUGGCCCGAGAUCCUCACAGCCUCUGGGUGGGCUGGGAGCCCCCCAACCCCCAGCCUCAAGGCUAUGUGAUUGAGUGGGGCCUGGGUCCCCCCAGCCCCAGCGGCAGCAAUAAGACCUGGAGGAUGGAGCACAAUGGGAGCAUUACAGGGACUUUGCUACAAGAGAACAUCAGGCCCUUUGAGCUCUAUGAGAUCGCUGUGACUCCUCUGUACCAGGAAGUCAUGGGACCUUCCCAGCACAUCUAUGCCUACUCCCAAGAAAAGGACCCACCCCGUGUCCCAGAGCUGCAACUAAAGCACAUAGGCAAGACCUGGGCCCAGCUGGAGUGGGUGCCUGAGGUCCCUGAGCUAGGGAAGAGCCCCCUUCUCCACUAUACCAUCUUCUGGACCAACGCUCAGAACAAGUCCUUCUCCACCGUCCUGAAUGCCUCCUCCUGGGGCUUUGUUCUCCACGGCUUGGAACCUGGCAGCUUGUAUCAUGUCCACCUCAUGGCCACCAGCCAGGCCGGGGCCACCAACAAUACAGGCCUCACUCUGAUGACCUUGGCUCUGGACGAGUCUGAGCUGCACAUGCUCCUGGGCCUGUUUGGCCUUCUGCUCUCGCUCAUCUCCCUCUGUGGGGCUGCCUGGCUCUGCUGUAGUCCCAGCAGGAAGAAUCACCUCUGGCCAAGUGUUCCAGACCCAGCCCACAGCAGCCUAAGCGCCUGGGUGCCCACCAUCAUGGCAGAGGAGACCUUCCAGCUGCCCAGCCUUCGGGACCCUGGCAUGCCCCCUAUUGCCAAGAUUACGGUGCUGGAGGAGGAAGAGAAGAAGCCUGGGCCCUGGGAAUCCAGUAACAGCUCGGGGACCUGUGGCCUUCCCACCCUGGUUCAGGCCUAUGUGCUCCAGGGGGUACCAAAAGAAGCUUCCACCCAGCCCCAGCCCCAGCCCCAGCCUAACACCAAUGACCAGGUCUUUUACGGGCAGGUGCUGGGCAGCCCCACAGGCCCAGGGCCAGGACACUACCUCCGUUGUGACUCCACCCAGCCCCUCUUGGAAGGUCUCACCCCCAGUCCCAAGUCCUAUGAGAAUCUCUGGUUCCAUACCAGCCCUCUGGGGGCUCCUGUUCCCCCAUCCCCAAGCCAGGAGGAUGACUGUGUCUUUGGGCCACUGGAUUUCCCUCUGCUGCAGGGACUCAGGGUCCAUGGGAUGGAGGGGAUAGGAGGCUUCUAG
Orycteropus afer afer is the source of this 2526-nucleotide messenger RNA. RefSeq names its product colony stimulating factor 3 receptor (gene CSF3R). Gene Ontology annotation, cellular component: signaling receptor complex; membrane; external side of plasma membrane. Gene Ontology annotation, molecular function: cytokine receptor activity; granulocyte colony-stimulating factor binding. Bases 1 to 2526 code for a protein of 841 amino acids. Lineage: Eukaryota; Metazoa; Chordata; Mammalia; Tubulidentata; Orycteropodidae. Gene Ontology annotation, biological process: cytokine-mediated signaling pathway. The transcript is spliced from 15 exons. The record is from RefSeq and is a predicted model, not a curated record.